This is a messenger RNA of Coccomyxa subellipsoidea C-169, 4972 nucleotides long. RefSeq lists its product as hypothetical. Bases 220 to 4380 code for a protein of 1386 amino acids. Gene Ontology annotation, molecular function: ATP binding; ABC-type transporter activity; ATP hydrolysis activity. The record is from RefSeq and is a predicted model, not a curated record. The transcript has 23 exons. Gene Ontology annotation, cellular component: membrane. Lineage: Eukaryota; Viridiplantae; Chlorophyta; Trebouxiophyceae; Coccomyxaceae.
AAGAAUUGAAAUAGGUGCGGCAACUGCAGGUUACUGCGCAGCGUGCUGAAUAAGGACAAGCACGAUCAUUGUUAGUUUUUGUGUGCACCGUGGGGCGCCUGAUCCUGCGCCUGACGGGAGCCUUUUCUCGUUUGGGUGCGUCAGAGGAAUUUCAGGGGCGCAGUCGCUGGCCCUGGGCAGCUAAAAUCUGGAUGUAGGCCGCGGCUAGAAAGCUCCAGGAUGGGACGCAUGAACGUGGCAGUGAGUCUUGCAUGUGCGGUCUGUCUAGGCCUAUUUGCCUCUGUCAGCGGUCAGUGCCUGCUCGGCUUGGACGUUGAGCCCGCAAAGAGCACUCUUACUGCCGGAGGAGAACUUUUACAGCCUCUGCAAGCUCCGAUAUUGGUCAAUAGCAGCCAGCAAUUAAGCCUCGCUGGGAAGCUUUUUUUGUCAUUUCCCAGCGAAGCUUGCCCCACGACGCCUUCGGCGUUUGCUAAUGCGCUACCGGGAGCAAAACUGGUCACACCUGCAGAUGCAGAUCCAGUACGAAUGCAGCCAGACUCCUUCCAGGCACAGAUCGGAGAAGCAGCACUGGCUGAGGUGACCUUUUACGGCAUCGAGUUCAACCUGACGUCUCCGCCGCUCCCUCCUUUACCAGCGACACCGGCCAAUGGAGCCUACGGGACCACGCUGUUCUCCCAAGUCGUGAACGGAAGUUCCAGUGUUGCAACGUCCCUGCCCAUUGCGGGUGCAGAUGGAGGAGGAGGGUCCUCGGGCACCUCAGGCGUCAGGUUGACGUUUUCGAACUUCAACUUCACCUUUGUCUCGCAAUUUGAGACCCUUGGGCUGCAAGGCGAGGCUGCAUACUACUUUGCAGGCAAUGUGCAGGGCUCGGCGAUCCUGGGCUGCUCACGCGGCUGUGGAGUGCACGGCAGCUGCACGGCCCAGAAGACUUGCUCAUGUGCUUGUGGUUAUGGAGGCGAUGACUGCAGCCAGGUCGUCCAGGCCAACUGCCCGGGGGCUGCCAGGAAGCCGGUGGCUGCAUCGAGUUUGGCGCCCGCACCAGCUCCAGCAAAGGCUGCCGUGCGAGCUUCGCCGCCUGCCAAAGCGCCCGCCGCUGCUGCAGCCGCUGGAAGCACCCAAUACACGGGCACUGCUGCCAAUCAGGAGUCAGUGCCAAUCCUGUCGGGUGGCGGGGCUUCUGCUGCGCCGCAGCAGUCGACGGCCGACGCGGUGCAGCAGAGCGUGUCCACCGGCACCGGCGGCGGCGCUCUGGGCGUCCUGGCCGGCAACGCCUUCGGCCCCUCCAAAGACCUGGACCCCAAGAGCAGCAUAGCGGUGUGCAAGAAUGGGGCGACGCCUGCGUGCGACAGCUGCAAACAGGGAUGGCAGGGCGCCAACUGCGAUGCUUGCGUGGCUGACCAAGUCUGCAAGGCCAGCCUGGGCGACGCCGCUGCUACCUGCAACACCGGCUUCCAGUUCACGGAGCGGACGCUGUACAAGUCAUACGUGUGCGACUUCAGCCAGACGGUGCUGUCAGGGCUGCUGACUCCGCAGCGCGGCUACUGGAUUGACUGCAACACCACGCAGGUCCGCAACAACGCAGGAGACGAGGGCGGCUACUGCCGCCUGGGCUUGCGCCUCCAGGCGUACCCGGACAACCCCAUCCAGUGCACAGCGUCGGCGUGCCAGUUCCAGGAGGGCUCCUCCAAGAUCCAGUGCAAGACGUCCCAGUGCGCCUGCCCCCAGGGGGCCUGCCCGGACAUCGCCGCGGCGUACAUCGACCAAAUCCAGGGCAAGGAGAUCACCGCGGACUGCAAUGACGCCUCGGGUGUCUGCAAUAUUGCCAUCCAAGACUUCCCCAUCCAGCUCGAGACGCCCUGCAAGGCGGGCGACUGCGUGUCUGAGAAGAACCCCGUCCUCAACUCAGGCACCUUCAAAAGUACGGUGCACCGUGACUACUCAUCAGUCAUCGCGGCCAUCCCCAUCAUGGCACUGCUUGCGCUCUGCGGCAUGGCGGCAGUUGUCACGCUUUUUGCAACCGCCUUCCGCUCCGCCAAGGGCCCCAGCGGCGCCGCGUCGGCCGUCUUCGUGCCGGCCGGCAAGGACCGUGUUUCGCGCGCUCCCGCCCACCCCAUUCACGUUCUCAGGUUUGAGCAUGUGAGCUGCUCGGUGCCCGGCUCGCGCUUCAACCGGGCCCACUGGGCAAACGCAGUGCAAUAUGGCAAGCCGGCCGGCCACGGCCGCCCGCUCGCCAAUGGACAGGACAGAAGCAUUGCUAUGGCAAAUGGAAUGGAGAAUGGCACGAAUGGGUACUACAAGCAUGGUGAGAAUGGAGUGCAUCAGAAUGGCAAAGGAGAGACAAGGAUCCACCUGCCUGGCCAGGUGAGGGUGGGCGCGACAAAUGAUGACUCGUCAUCGGAGGGUGCCGGCCCGACCCGGGGCCCGAAGCGGCAUUGCGGGUUAAAGACAGCGGUGUGCGACCGGUUGUGCGGGCGGCGGGCGCAGGUGAACAUUCUGGACAACGCGACUGGGCAGGCCAAGAUGGGCGAGCUGGUCGGCGUCCUUGGACCCUCAGGGUGCGGCAAGACGACGCUGCUGAGUGUGCUGGCAGGCAGCGUGAGCUCGCUGUCGGCCAGCAGCAGGGUGUAUGGGCAGGUCACGCUGGAUGGGCAGCCGCGCCGCAGCUGGGCCAGCCGCCUGGUGGCCUACGUGCCCCAGUUUGACUUCCUGCUGCCCACGCUCACCGUCGCCGAAACGCUGCGUUACUCCGCCCAGCUGCGCCUGCCGCGCUCCGCCACCGCCGCCGAGGUCAAGGCGAGGGUGGAGGGCGUGCUGUAUGAGCUGGGCCUGGAGCACGUGGCGGGCAGCCAGGUGGGCGGCAGCAGCGGCAUCCGCGGCAUCUCCGGCGGUGAACGGCGGCGUGUGACCAUCGGCAUGGAGCUGGUCAUCGACCCCUCCAUCCUCAUCCUGGACGAGCCCACCUCCGGCCUCGACUCCUACACCGCCGUCAACCUCAUGACCACCCUCAAACAGGUGGCGCAGGCGGGACGCGUAGUGAUGCUGUCGUUCCACCAGCCGUCGCCAGCCAUGUACGAGCUGCUGGACCGCGUGUUCCUCAUGGCGCGCGGCCACAUGGUCUACAGCGGAGAGCCAGCCGCGGCCUACGGCCACUUUGAGCGUGCGGGGCUGCCCUGCCCCGGGCACACCGCCAUCGCAGAGCACAUGCUCACCUCCGUCUCCGACCCGGCCAUGCUCCACACGCUCAUGGCGCACGUCGACUCGCACGGGCCCCAUGCUGGCAUUGCAGCGGCGGAGUUCACCGAGCUGCCCACCAGCACGCUGCCCGGCGACGAGAAGGAUGAAAGCUUCACGCAGGCUUUAGCGCACAAGAAGCCGCCGCGCGCGCCGCUGGCACGUGAGCUGGCGGUGCUGUUCUGGCGCACGCUGACGGAGAUUAUUCGCAACCCCACGCUCCUGGCCAUGCACUGCGCCAUGGCCCUCGUCAUGGGCCUCCUCUGCGGCGGCAUCUUCUACCACAUCGGCAACGACAUCGCCGGCGCCCAAAACCGCCUCGGGGCGGUGUUCUUCUCGCUGGUGUUCCUGGCGCUGACGUCACUGACGACGGUGGACUUGCUGGUCAACGAGCGCGGCCUCGUGGUCAAGGAGUGCCUGGGCGGCUACUACCGCCCCUUCUCCUACUACCUCUCCAAGGCCACGCUGGAUGGGCUGCUGCUGCGCGUGCUGCCGGCAGUGAUCUACUCGAUCCCCUUCUAUCCCAUGAUCGGCUUCCAGCCGGAUGCCAGCCACGUGGCACUCUUCUUCUGCGUGCUGGCCGUCUUCUCUGCCACCGUCGGCGCCCUCUCCAUGGCCAUCACAGUCGGCUUUGGCACCGCCGGCAAGGCCGCCCUCAUCAUGAACCUGGUGCUGCUGCUGAGCCUGCUGUUCACGGGCUACCUGGUGAACAUCGCGGCGGUGACGCCCGUGCUGCAGUGGGUGCACUACCUCUCCGUCUUCUUCUUUGGCUUCGAGUCCCUCAUCGUCAACGAAAUGUCCGGCAUCAACCUGCUCUUUGCGGCGCAGGGCGUGUCGGUGACGAUAACUGGCGACCUCUUCCUGCAGCUCAUCAGCGUCAACACCAGCGUGCUCGUGCGCGACGUCCUCGUGCUGGACGCCUACUUCUUCUUCUUUGUCCUCUGCGGUGUCGCCCUCCUGUACCUCACCCUCCCCAAGCCCAUGGUCGUUCGCCGCCCCAGGAGUAUCAAGGGGCCGUCAUUCCCCAGCUCCCAGUCUGACAGCGCCUUCCCACACUCCAGCUCCACCAACUCGCUCAGCAACGGAGUGCUGGCAUUGGAGCAGCGCCGAGCGGAAGUGCCUUCCCGGCAACCACUCACAACCUACUGAGGCAGCAUGCACGCCAGCACACAUGCACAACGAAUGGCCUACAUUCAGAGAAGUUAUGCUAAUGUCAGCAUGACAGGGCAUGCGGCGGCUGGGCGCGCCACGUUGUGCCGGCUCUAAUAUGGCCGAUUUUGUUCGGCCACAUCCUCUGAAGCAUGGUUUGUGCUCAAGAGGGGUGUGUUCGGUAGUUUGUUUCUUCUUUGCACUUUGUGGCGCGACGCCCACUAGGAGAUCUUUGUCAAGAUUAUGUCAACAGCAGCGGAAUUCCUUACUUGUUUUCGUCAUUCAGGAUUCACGAGCUUAGGCACAGGAUGCUAUCAAAGUCGAGCGGUUUCGUAUUUGUUGUGAGCACAACUGGCCGAAUAAUUGGCACCGACACACUAGAGAUGUACGGGGCAGAACAGGCACAUUUCAUUUUGGGGUGUGAUCUGGUGCAUUCUUUGCUGCGGAUUGCGGCACGGUUGUAUCUGUUGGGAAGGCGGACAUGAACUCAAGACGAAGUAUUCAGCUUAUUGAUUUUCUCGUUCAUGUCGAGCAGCCUAAUGUCAUAUUAAUACACUUGAAACUUCUGUCUGUAAACUCAGUCACAGGAAUG